CCACGCCUCCCCUGCUUCCCAGACUCCGCCCUCCGGUGCUCUCGUCUUCCUGUGUGUGAGUGUAGAGGCGCGUGGAGACGCCUCGGCAGCGACUGCGUUCGUGGGAACUUGCAGGCUUCGGUACAUUGAUUGCCUCACCUUAAUCCUGGCCCCAGGUUACAUGAAUCAUGUGUAUUCAGUGUUGAAGGGGACUGUUGAAGGAUGUGAAUCCUAGGAGGCAGGAACACUGGGCUCAUCUUAGGGGUGGCCACCAUAAGGUACCAACAGGAGUUGCAGCUGCUGACAAAGGUGUGUGAUCAGGCCCUCCAGAAGAGGUGAUCCUGCUGGAGAAGGUGGAGUAUGGUGAGCUGCUUGCUAAGGACAGCCAGGCAACACCAUGUCUGUGAAGAGGUGCUCCACCUUCUCCCCUGAGCAUUCCUGCUCCUUCUGCUGAAAGAGCUGAGCUUGCUGUUUGGAUUUCUUAGACUUCUGGCCCCCGAGAGACGCCUCUAAGGACAAGCUGACCUUGAAUUGGGAACUUUCUUAUCCAGAUCCUCAUAGGCUUUGUCUACUCUGGAUUGCUCAUUGCAACAAUUCUUAGGAAGCAAGAUUGUCUUCUGUAUCAGCAUCUGCCUGUGUUGGCUUUUAGCUACUCUGAAUGAGACCCAGUGAGGGCCCAGCCCCGUUGGUCCUGAAAACCCGGAACCCUGAGGCUGUUUCUCCUGUCUCCAAAACGCAUUUAUAGAAAAUAAGAGGCAUAGAAACAGUGAAAACAACCAAAAGGAGAAACAAGAAAACCUAAAAUGUUCAAUAUUUAAAAAUACCUGUUGUGGUUGAUGCAGAGAACACUGAGUUCGUCAGAGAACUUUUUAAUUUUUGGCCAGAGAAUUCCUUUGCUACAGGAACUGAUGUGUUUUGUCUUCCUGGCCUAGUCAAGGGAGGAUAAGGAAGUAUCUUGGGCAUGGAAGGAAUGCACUCAGGCCGUGGUGCUUGUAUCUGACUCAGUCCUGACUCUCCAGUGAAGCAGAAAGAAAGAAACAUCACACCACCCAGGUGUGGCCAGACUUUGGCCAUGACUGAGAAUCCCCAAGCGUUACUGUAGUCUCUUCCCAAAUAUACAUUUAAUCUUGCGGUUCAAAUAAACUUUGGCUCACAUCUACACUGUAGAAGAAAAGACAUGAUGAGGCGGGAAGAGGAGGAAGAGGAGGGAACCAUGAUGAAGGCAAAAGGAGACUUAGAGAUGAAGGAAGAGGAAGAGAUUAGUGAGACAGGAGAAGUGGUUGGCCCUUUUGUGAGUGCUAUGCCCACUCCAGUGCCCCACAACAAGGGCACCCGGUUUUCUGAGGCAUGGGAGUAUUUCCACCUGGCUCCUGCUCGUGCUGGGCACCAUCCCAACCAAUAUGCCACCUGCCGCCUGUGUGGCAGGCAGGUGAGCCGGGGCCCUGGGGUCAACGUGGGCACCACAGCCCUGUGGAAGCAUCUGAAAAGCAUGCACAGAGAGGAGCUGGAGAAGAGUGGCCAUGGUCAGGCUGGGCAGCGCCCGGAUCCAAGGCCCCACAGGCCCCAGCUCCUCACAGGCAUUGAAGGUGCCUGGGGCAGGCUCCUGGAGCAGGUGGGUGCCAUGGCUUUGUGGGCCAGCCAAAGGGAAAAGGAGGUGCUUAGGAGAGAAAGGGCAGUAGAGUGGAGGGAGAGGGCUGUGGAAAGAAGGGAGCGAGCCCUGGAGGAGGUGGAAAGGGCCAUCCUGGAGAUGAAGUGGAAGGUGAGGGCUGAGAAGGAGGCAUGCCAGCAGGAUGAAGAGCCACCUGCAGCAGUACAUCCCUUCCCUUUUGUUUAAAUUGGGCUUGGAGCAUCAAUUCUGCACACAUUGGCUGUAGAGUUCUAGAAAGAGCCAUUUUAGUUUCAACUCAAAUGUAAAGCAAAGUAGUUUAGUGACAUUUUGCUUUUAUGUGAAAUAAUGCACAGUCCGAAUUAAUCUGAGCAGGUCUGAAUUCACCAAAUGCUUAUCUACAGGCUUCCUAGAGCUGUGCUAACCCUUUGCCGAAACUCUAAAAUGUACCUGCUGAAGAUAAAGGCUUUUACCAAAAUAAAACUCUGAGUUGUUUCAGGGCAGAAUAUACCAGGCAGUCAGCAUUGUUUAACAAAAUAAUCAGAUUUUUGCCUAGCACUCAGUUUUGGUGGAGCUGAAGAUUUUGAUGGGCUGAGGCUGGUUAGGUAGCUGGAAUGUGCCUAUGUGACCAGCUCACUUGCAGAUAUCCUGCCAGAAGCACAGCUUAAUCCUCCUUGGACUGAGGUCAUAACACAUAUCCUGGUGGUGCUUCCAGACCACCAGUGUGAAUACAAAACUUGUUCUGUGUGACCCAGCAAGUAGAAGGACGAUUGUGAGCCUGAGAUCUUUGGACCCUUCCAAUGCAUAUCUUUCUCCUGUUUCUGCUGUGAUGUGCCGUCUUGCUCAUAUUAAACGUGUUUCAUCAGU
Messenger RNA from Callithrix jacchus (white-tufted-ear marmoset), 2452 nucleotides. Lineage: Eukaryota; Metazoa; Chordata; Mammalia; Primates; Cebidae. The record is from RefSeq and is a predicted model, not a curated record.